AUGUUUUCGACGAUCAUCGACAAGGAUCCUGGACUCUCGAAUAUCGAAAAACUGCAGCACCUGCGCUCCUGCCUCAAGGAUGCGGCCCUCGACACCAUAAAAUCACUGGAAAUCUCUGACAGCAACUACCAUAAAACGCCAGAGCCUGAAGAUCGAAUUGAUGAUCUUCUGCAGCGAUUUUGGGAAUUAGAAUCCUGUCCUUUGGAAAGCUCGAAAUUCACCAAAGAAGAAACGGAAUGCGAGGACCAUUUCCAAAACACCUUCUUGCGACUACCCACUGGUGAAUAUGAAGUUCAGCUACCGAAAACUGGAAAAAUCGAUGGACUUGGAGAGUCAUACCAGCAAGCAUUUCGCCGUUUUCUCAGCCUGGAGCGGAAACUGGAACGCCGUCCUUAUGUCAAGGAACAAUACUCGAACUUUAUAAAGGAGUAUCUGGAACUCAACCAUAUGUCGCUUGUACCUCCGGAUGAUAGAAUGCACUGCAGAUUCUUCCUCCCGCAUCAUUGCGUCUUUAAGGAAGAUAGCACGACCACCAAACUACGUGUCGUAUUUGAUGGAUCAGCAGCUUCAUCAUCUGGAAUUUCGCUGAAUGACGUGUUGAUGGCAGGACCUACCAUACAGGCUAAGCUCUUCAAUAUUCUAAUCCGUUUUCGUACCUUUGCAGUUGCUCUGACUGGAGAUAUUGGAAAAAUGUAUCGCUGUGUUCGAAUAGCCAAGUCAGACAGCUAUUUGCAAUGCAUUCUUUGGCGCGGUUCUGAUCAGGAUGACAUCAGCAUCUACAAGUUGGACACCGUAACAUACGGUACCAAACCCGCCGCUUUUCUAUCAGUUCGAGCGAUGCAUCAGUUGGCCAUGGAUGAGCAGUCGAAGUACCCUGUAGGAUCUCAAAUCGUCAGACGUGAUUUUUAUGUUGAUGACUUGAUCACGGGAGGCAGUUCCAUUGAAGAAGUCGAGGAGAUUCUUCAGCAAACAAAGGACUUGCUAGCGAAAGGUCACUUCAUGCUUCGAAAGUGGUGCUCUAAUGUCCCAGUCGUUCUCGAAAAGGUUCCAGAAGAUGAGAAAGAAUCUUUCCUGAAGUUUCAUGAUGGAAGCGACAUAACCAAAACUCUCGGAUUGGCUUGGGAUCCUGCAUCAGACGUCCUUCUUUUCUCGUACUUGCCUACGCAGUCCACGACCAAGCCAAACAAACGUGCUGUGCUCUCGUCAAUAUCCCGAUUUUAUGACCCGCUUGGCCUCAUAAGCCCGGUUAUAACUAAAGCCAAAAUCUUCCUACAGGAGCUCUGGAAAGAGAAGCUACACUGGGAUGAAAGCUUGCCCGAAUCUCUAAGCUCAACCUGGUCCAAUAUAUGCCUUCAGUUUCGCAGCGUAGAAAGGACGACAUUUCCCCGAUUCGCACUACUACCAAAGGGAUCAAUCGAGAUUCAUGGGUUUUGCGAUGCUAGCAUGUCCGCCUAUGGAGCAUGCGUGUAUAUUGUAUCCAGAUCUGCUGACAAAUCCAAUGCUCAACUAUUGUGCGCCAAGUCUCGGGUAGCUCCCUUAAAGACUCUGUCGAUUCCGAAGCUUGAACUAUGCGGAGCGCUUCUGUUGGCCAAUCUUCUGACCCUCAGACGCUUCAUUGCAACAAGAGGUCGUCCCAAAUGCAUUUGGUCUGAUAAUGCUACCAACUUUACUGGAGCCAAGAACGAGCUUGCCGAACUUCGUCGUUUAUUCCUAGCUGAGGACCAUUUGAAGGCAAUCGAGAGCUUCUGUCUAGCUGACUCCAUCGAAUGGAAAUUCAUUCCACCCAGAUCGCCUCACUUUGGAGGCCUGUGGGAGGCCUCAGUUAAGACAGCCAAGCAUCAUCUUUAUCGGACUAUUUCGCAAUCCACACUCGGAUUUGAUGAGCUGCGCACCAUCAUUUGCAUGAUCUCAGCCAUCAUCAACUCUAGACCGCUGCUGCCCCUAUCAGAGGAUCCAGCAGACCUUGAUGUCCUGACUCCGGCACAUUUUUUAACUGGCGGUCCUGCUACCAGUUUCUGCGAACCAGAUCUCUCUAACCUAAAUGUCAACCGACUUGAUCGUUGGCAGAAAAUGUCUUAUUUGCAGGAAACCUUUUUGGAAACGCUGGCGUGA
Messenger RNA from Drosophila ficusphila, 2112 nucleotides. RefSeq lists its product as uncharacterized. The record is from RefSeq and is a predicted model, not a curated record. The transcript is spliced from 3 exons. Lineage: Eukaryota; Metazoa; Arthropoda; Insecta; Diptera; Drosophilidae. Gene Ontology annotation, biological process: DNA integration. Gene Ontology annotation, molecular function: nucleic acid binding. The coding region runs from base 1 to 2112 and encodes 703 amino acids.